Molecule: messenger RNA, 3006 nt
Organism: Rhodotorula toruloides NP11
Lineage: Eukaryota; Fungi; Basidiomycota; Microbotryomycetes; Sporidiobolales; Sporidiobolaceae
Exons: 6
Coding region: 1-3006 (1001 amino acids)
Biological process (GO): SREBP signaling pathway
Cellular component (GO): Dsc E3 ubiquitin ligase complex
Source: RefSeq, a predicted model, not a curated record
AUGCCCUUCUUCCAGGCUCCGCUGCGCCUCGACGACUUCCAGCGUGCGAGCUCUGCCUUCCCCGCCGCCUCGUCCUCGUCCGCACACCGCGACCCGGACUCGCCCUCUCCAAACAAGAAGAGACGCGUCGACUCGGUCCCGCCGGCCCUGGGCGGCAGGAGGAACUCGGCUGGAGCGAGCGGGAGUAGCAGUCCCGCACCGCGCUCUGCAGCUGCCGCUCGCAAGUCAGAGACCGAUGCGGCCCGGCGAGCAGAGAUCAAUGCGCGGUACGAGGAGCUCACGAGGGAUCAGGCGCGGUUGCAGGCUACGCUGAGGCUGCAGGACGCGUGGGAGGAUAUCCAGCGGAGGCAUUCGACGAUGCCUGGGACGGGGACGCCUGCUCCGAGGGCGAGGGCGGCGUCGGUGGGCGGAGGAGGAACGCCGAGAAGGCACAGACCUGGGAGGAGCAGGGCGAUACCGGUCGAGGAGGACGACAUUAUCGACUUGAGCACCCUCGACUUCGUCGAGGACCGCGGCAUCUUGCGCAACAGCAAGGCUGGAGGGUUUGCCAUUGGCGCUUACGGCGGCUCUGGGACGGAGGGCAUCGUGGUCGGGUUGGAUACCGGCGGCGGAGACGACGACGGGACAGAAGCGGACGAAGACGAGGAGGAGGAGGAAGAGCUCGAGGACUACACCGACUCGGACGCCGAGUCGUACACGUCUGAAGACGAGCUGGGCGAGCUCGACGAGCUGCCUUCGCAACCCUCGCUCGUCUUUCGCGAGGAGAGGCGAAAGGAGGCGGAACGGCUCAAGGAGGUUCUCGAGUUUCAGCAGCAAGAGGCGCUUGCGCGAGGCGUGUCUUCAGGACCGUCUAGCCGCGCGACGCCGAGACCUGGGAACGAGACUCUGCCGGCGCCGGUUGCGGCGGCCGACGAGGACGACCUCGACCUCUUUGCGACCUCUCCGCCUGCCGCUUCGACUCCUCGCCGCCGCCAGUCCUCCUCGCCCCUCGUCAGCCCCUCAAAGACGCCUCAACGCGCCUCACAGCCGCCCCCUCGUCCAUCUUCGUCAACCUCCACCCUCCGCCGCGCAGUCGACCACUUCCACCUCGCCUCUCCCGCACCUUCUUCUCGCGCCAAGUCUCGUCCGCUUCCAUCAUCGCCCUCUUCGCGCGCAUUCUCAGCUCCUCCGAAACCGAUCUCGCGCGGGAAAGCGGCGGGACUGCCGACUCCGCCUUCGUCUUUCGCGGCCGGACGGGCGUCGCAACAGGCGGGACCUUCACGACCCCCUCCCUCGACCUCGCCCCUCCGCGAAGUCAUCUACAUCGACUCGCCCAGCCCUUCGCCCUCUCCCGCACCCGAAGCGCGCCGCCCUCACCGCCGCUCUCCCUCUCCCGAACUGUUCGGCGAUAUGUCUCCUCCCAUCCGCCGCGCCGCCUCGCCUGAACUCGUCGCUGGCCCUUCAACGUCGAAGCCAAAUCAAGUCUUCCAGCGCCCAACGCCAACUCCGACUCCGCCCCCGCCCCGUCCGGCUCCGCCUCCAGCCGCAGCAUUCUCCCUAACGCCUGCUAAGCCGGCAAGCGCAACCAAGAAGCCCCGCACGAAACCGCGCCAGCAUGCGUUCGAACUCAUCAUCGAUGUCCCGGCUCGGCGGUCCCGCGCGCCUGCGAAAGUGGCGACUAGCAAGCCGAUGCCGAAUCUCGCUUCUACGUCCGAGGUGGACAAGCCGGUUAGCCGGCGCACGAGCGGGUUGAGUACGCCGCCGCUCUCGAAGGGACCGAAGGAUGCGCCGCGCUCUGCCUCGAUGCGGCCCUCGCCUUCGAUGACGCAGAAGGCUAGUUCGUCUAGGUUUGCGCCCACACCAACUGAAGUCCUGCCUGCUCCGCCGCAACUGCCGGCGUCUGCGACGGACUACGAGGAAGACGAGUUGUUGCUUAGCUCGCCGACGAAGCCAGCCCGCGCCACGCCAGCUCGUCGCAUGUCGCUUCCUCCGCCUUUCAGGACAAUGUCGGUCGGACCGUCGGACCGGGCAAAAGCGACUGCGUGGAUGUCGGGGGGAAAGAAGGCCAGUUUGAGUGCGCUGGGCGGUCGGGACGUCUUCGCAGAGGACGACGACAGCGAGGACGAGCUCGGCAAGUGGUACUCGCUGUCCACCGUGGCAGGCUCACACCAACCUCAGACGCUCUCGACGCGCCACGCCGUCUACCUCGUCGACCUCCUCAGCUCGCUCUCCUCAGCAUCCUUCGUCCUCGCCGCACUCAUCUACCUCCUCUCGCCCUCGCACUUCCUCACGCUCAUCUUCCGCCUCGCACUCCAGAUCCAGUUUACCAACCCGCGCCGCGUACACCCGGAGCGGAGUUUGCGCUUCUUCGUUGCGUUGUGGGGAGUGCAGGCGGGAGUUGCGGCGGUUGGACAUGGGCUGUCGGGGAGUCAGGGGACGAAGGGGAGGCUGGGAUAUGUGCAGAGGGGAGUGAUGCUGGACUUUGUGGGCCAAGCCGUCACGCCUUCGACAUUCCAUCUCGUCGCUCUCGAUAUCAUCCUCGCCAUCCUCCAACUCGCGACCCUCCUCGUCGCAUUCGGCGCAACAGUCCCUUCCGACCUCGACUCCUCCAGCAGCGGCGAAGCAGGGCGAGACUAUGGUCCUUUGCUCGGCGUAGAUGAGGAGGAAGUGUUCGACGAAGAGGAGGGAGACGAGGCGGGACCGGGUGGAAGGAAGCGGAGAAGGAGCCGGAAUGGGUAUGAAAGUGUCGAGUUGGAGGAUGAGGAAGAGGACGGACAGUGGAUUGGCGGUGCAGGAGACGCGUACGGUCCUUCCUCCGCCAAACCCCCUUCACCCGCAACUUCCUCCUCCGCCUUCUCCACCAGUUCAUCCUCAGCCCUAUCCUCAUCACGCUACACCCGCAUCCCACUAAUCGCCGACUUCCGCCUCCGGACAGUCUGGACAGAAAUUGCCCGGUCGUCGCCUAGUCGAACAGAAGUCGAGGAUCGGGGAGUUGAGGCGAUGGAGGAAGGGCGGGCGGCUGGGUGA